Molecule: messenger RNA, 3552 nt
Organism: Aptenodytes forsteri (emperor penguin)
Lineage: Eukaryota; Metazoa; Chordata; Aves; Sphenisciformes; Spheniscidae
Gene: KCNT2
Product: potassium sodium-activated channel subfamily T member 2
Exons: 31
Coding region: 1-3552 (1183 amino acids)
Biological process (GO): potassium ion transport
Cellular component (GO): membrane
Molecular function (GO): intracellular sodium-activated potassium channel activity
Source: RefSeq, a predicted model, not a curated record
AUGGUUGACAGGGUGCAAGUUGAAUUCUAUAUGAAUGAAAAUACAUUUAAAGAGAGACUAAAGCUCUUCUUCAUCAAAAACCAAAGAUCAAGUCUGAGAAUACGAUUAUUCAAUUUUUCUCUCAAGCUACUAAGCUGUUUCUUCUACAUAAUUCGUGUGCUCCUGGAUGAUCCUACACAAGGACUUGGAUGUAAGGAAUUAAACCAGAGUUGUUCCAAUCAAAACUACACACCUGGAACGAUUGAUUGGUCUCCUAUUAUUUGGGUGAAUCGAAGCUUGCCUUUAUGGGGAUUACAGGUUUCUGUGGCUUUAAUAAGUCUCUUUGAAACUCUGCUGCUGAGUUAUCUAAGCUACAAGGGAAAUAUCUGGGAACAAAUUCUGAGAAUACCUUUUCUCCUGGAAAUAAUUAAUGCUGUCCCUUUCAUCAUCACGAUUUUCUGGCCAUUCCUAAGAAACCUGUUUAUUCCUGUAUUUUUAAAUUGUUGGCUGGCAAAGCAUGCUUUAGAGAAUAUGAUUAAUGAUCUUCACAGAGCCAUCCAACGCACACAGUCUGCAAUGUUUAACCAAGUCCUCAUUUUAAUAUCUACCUUACUAUGUCUUAUCUUCACUUGUAUUUGUGGAAUUCAGCAUCUGGAACGAGCAGGAAACAGGUUGACUCUCUUUGACUCCCUUUAUUUCUGCAUAGUGACAUUUUCCACUGUGGGCUUUGGGGAUGUUACACCCAAGAUAUGGCCUUCAAAGCUACUUGUUGUCAUUAUGAUCUGUGUUGCUCUUGUGGUGUUGCCCAUACAGUUUGAACAGCUGGCAUAUUUAUGGAUGGAGAGGCAAAAGUCUGGUGGUAACUACAGUCGACACAGAGCUCAGACAGAAAAACAUGUUGUGCUGUGUGUUAGCUCUCUGAAGAUUGACUUACUUAUGGAUUUCUUAAAUGAAUUCUAUGCUCACCCCAGAUUGCAGGACUAUUAUGUCGUUAUUUUGUGUCCUACUGAGAUGGAUGCUCAGGUCCGAAGGGUGUUACAAAUCCCAAUGUGGUCCCAAAGAGUUAUCUAUCUGCAAGGCUCAGCACUAAAAGAUCAAGACCUGUUGAGAGCUAAAAUGGAUGAUGCUGAAGCUUGUUUCAUUCUGAGUAGUCGCUGUGAGGUGGACCGGACAGCAGCUGAUCAUCAAACUAUUUUAAGAGCAUGGGCAGUUAAAGACUUCGCUCCAAAUUGUCCUUUGUAUGUCCAAAUACUGAAACCUGAGAAUAAAUUCCACAUCAAGUUUGCAGAUCAUGUUGUGUGUGAAGAGGAAUUCAAAUAUGCUAUGCUCGCUCUAAAUUGUAUAUGCCCAGCUACCUCUACGUUAAUCACACUGCUGGUUCAUACUUCUAGGGGACAAACAGCCCCAUGGGAAGUUUUUAGACAACUAACUGGAACCAAGCAGACUUUAAACAGGGAGAGUCAGCAAUCACCGGAACAAUGGCAGAAAAUGUAUGGCAGAUGCUCUGGUAAUGAAGUAUAUCAUAUUAACCUGGAAGAAAGUACUUUUUUUGCUGAGUAUGAGGGGAAAAGCUUCACAUAUGCUUCUUUCCAUGCACAUAAGAAGUUUGGAGUCUGUCUGAUUGGUGUUAGAAAGGAAGAUAACAAAAACAUUUUGCUGAAUCCAGGUCCUCGAUAUAUCAUGAGUUCUACAGAUAUAUGCUUUCAGAUAAAUAUCACCAAAGAAGAAAAUUCUGCUUUUAAGAAGCAAGAAAAGCAUAGAAAAAAACAUGAAUCAAAAUUAUCUUAUCAUGGAGCUUCUAGGUUACCCGUACACAGUAUAAUAGCCAGCAUGGGGACAGUGGCUAUCGAUUUACAAGAUACAGGAUGCCGAACAUCCAGCGGGCCUACACUAGCUCUUCCUUCCGAGGGAGGUAAAGAGGGCAGACGGCCCAGUAUAGCACCUGUUUUGGAGGUUGCAGAUUCAUCCUCACUUCAGACGUGUGACCUGCUAAGUGACCAGUCAGAAGAUGAAACCACCCCAUCAGAUGAUGAAGUCUCUGCAGGAUUAGAGUAUGCCAAAGGCUAUCCUCCUUACUCUCCAUAUAUCGGAAGCUCUCCCACAUUUUGUCAUCUUCUGCGUGAAAAAGUACCCUUCUGUUGUCUAAGACUAGACAAGGGAUGCCAACAUAACUACUAUGAAGACGCCAAAGCCUAUGGAUUCAAAAAUAAAUUGAUUAUAGUUGCAGCAGAAACUGCUGGAAAUGGCUUAUAUAACUUUAUUGUUCCACUAAGAGCUUAUUACCGACCAAAGAAAGAACUAAAUCCCAUUGUAUUACUCCUGGAUAACCCGCCAGAUAUGCAUUUUCUGGAUGCAAUCUGUUGGUUUCCAAUGGUUUACUACAUGGUGGGCUCUAUUGACAACCUAGAUGACUUAUUAAGAUGUGGGGUCACCUUUGCAGCUAAUGUGGUGGUGGUGGACAAAGAAAGUACAAUGAGUGCCGAGGAAGACUACAUGGCAGAUGCUAAGACUAUUGUAAAUGUUCAAACACUCUUUAGGUUGUUUUCAAGCCUAAGCAUUAUCACAGAACUAACUCACCCAGCCAAUAUGAGAUUCAUGCAGUUCAGAGCCAAAGACUGCUAUUCUCUUGCUCUAUCCAAAUUAGAAAAGAAAGAGCGGGAGAAGGGAUCUAAUCUAGCAUUUAUGUUUCGACUGCCCUUCGCUGCUGGCAGGGUUUUCAGCAUCAGUAUGUUGGAUACGCUGCUUUAUCAGUCAUUUGUGAAAGAUUAUAUGAUUUCUAUCACAAGACUUCUGCUGGGACUUGAUACUACACCAGGAUCUGGGUUUCUUUGUUCUAUGAAAAUCACAGAAGAGGAUCUAUGGAUUAGGACAUAUGCCAGACUAUAUCAGAAACUUUGUUCUUCUACAGGAGACAUUCCAAUUGGAGUCUAUAGGACAGAAUCACAAAAGCUUACAACGUCUGAGUCUCAAAUCUCUAUCAGUGUGGAAGAAUGGGAAGACACUAAAGACACCAAAGAACAGAUUAGUUACCGUAGUAAUCAUCGUAACUCAACAUCUAGUGAUCAGUCUGAUCAUCCCUUGUUACGACGAAAAAGCAUGCAGUGGGCCCGACGGCUGAGCAGAAGAGUACCAAGACACUCUGGUAAAACAGCUGAGAAGAUAAACCAGCAGCGAAUGAACCUUUACAAGAGGUCAGAAAGACAGGAGCUUGCUGAACUUGUGAAAAACAGAAUGAAGCAUCUGGGCCUUUCUCCAGCAGGAUACGAUGAAAUGAAUGAUCAUCAGAACACCCUUUCUUACAUCCUGAUCAAUCCUUCUGAUCCUACAAAAUUUGUAUUUUAUCGUGGGUAUAUUAGGCAACAUACAACCCUGAACCAGCACAUGAGGAAGUUCUCAGCUUUUAGAGAUAGGUUGCACACAAAGCAGCAUUCGCAGCUGUUGGUUGCUCAAAAGGCUUUCUUAUACUUGAUCCGACCUGAUCCAUUGGCUUAUGUUCCAAAUACUGCACCCAGCCGAAAAGACAGCUUCUGCAAUACAGUGGGACAAGACACCAGAGAGGAAACACAACUUUGA